Molecule: messenger RNA, 5196 nt
Organism: Symbiodinium sp. CCMP2592
Lineage: Eukaryota; Dinophyceae; Suessiales; Symbiodiniaceae
Source: the annotation of a GenBank genome assembly
AUGCAUACAUGCGUUUUGUGGCUGGGUUCCUUUGCUGACGGCAGCUGUCGUUUCCGACGGCCCCACCAUGGAGUGGGGAGUAAGGUUGUGCGCCGGUGCUUGGAGACUCGGCCGUGGUUUUGCGCUGCUUUGGACCGGGCUGGUGGUGCAGGUUUUCACAAGACGGUUCUGUAUCAGUGCCAGUCACAGCUUUCAGCUUUAUCAAAGAAAGAAGACUUGAAACUGCAUGGACUCGUGCAGUUGUCGACAGACGGCUCUGUGUUUGAGGAGGGUGUGCUGACGAACUGGAGUGCCGAGGACGAAUUGCAGAGACACCAUUAUGGUUUGCCAGCAGAUGCUUACAAUUUGCAUGUUCAGUCGACGUGCAAAUGCACCGAGCCUGUUGCCGUGCAUCAUAAGCUGAGUCGUGCAGUGGGUUCUGGCGGCCUGAGUGUCAUUGACAGGAACAACCCCUUGUUCGUUGCUCAUUGGGGCCAUGGCGGCGCCCAUGGCAGUGCAUCUGAUGUGCGACUGUUGACAGUGGCAGGUGAGGAGAGUGUUGAAAGGGUGCUUUCGACUUGGAACUGUGAUCGUAGGCCUGAGGAUCUCCCUGUUUUGUUGCUUCCAUGGCCCAUCGUGUAUCUUCUGCUCAACGGAUCUUGGAGCAGCAUUUUGCUGCUUUUGCGCUGGCACAGCCAGCUGCAUCUGCAUCGUCACCGGAUUCCGCGGGGGCCCGUGGAGAGCUGGCCGCCUCAUGAUGCGGUUGUGUGGCAAAAGCGAGGCCAAAGCCUUCAGAAAAAUGAACCUGACACGGAACCCCCCGCUUUGCUGCGGCUCGAUGCUGAGACGCUUGGUCAGUUCGCCUCCAAGAUCCGGGGCUGGGUGCCGCUUUUGCUUGGUGAGGAUCGGCCUGGCCCUUCUCGCGAUAUGGUGCGGCAAGAUGUAGACUUGAUUCUCACCACACUGGAUCGAUGGAGCUUUUCUUGGCGGCAGGCGAUGGGAAUGGUGAGCAUUCCUGGUGGGGGUUCUCAUUUCCGCCACAACUCCCGCAAACUUCUUGAAUGCAUUCGACUCUCCAGUUUUCUGAGAGGCGGGCCUACUGCAUUGGCUGAUGUUGUUUCGCAGUCGCUGGCAACCGUGCUUCCAGAGUUUUUGCGUGCUCCCUUCAUCCAGAGCCUUUCGUCUCCAAAUAAGACAGGCCAUGCAAUCUUGCCAGGUGCUUCUCUGCUUCGUCGCUAUGAAGUAGCGCUCGAUGUUGCUUUGAUGCUGUGUGCCAAGCAGCGUUCAAAUCAGAGAUGCUUUCGUGUUGGCUGGACUGAUUCGUCGCCGCUUGCAGGAUACGAUUGGAUCUGGUCUCAAUAUCACGAGAUUCCUGAAUCAUCUGUGAUUGCUUGCUUCAAGGCGGUGCGCGAGCUGCAUCGUGCCGUGUCGGAUUAUGUUGCACAGCAUGAGGAGGCACUUGAAGCUGCCGAGGCUGCCGACGAUGAGAGAGAUGUUGAACCUUUGAGCACGGAGCCUUUGCCUGAGUGGCGUCCUUUGUUGGCGCUUCUGGCAAAAAGCAUUCACGAGCACAUCCACCCACCAGCAGCCCUGGGCAGUGGCCACCGCUCACUUGCGGACAAGGCCGCAGCGGAGGUACACAAGUGGCAGUUGGAGACAAGUGCCGUGACCCCGCUAGCGGAACAUAGCUUGUCGUAUGUUGCCCACUGUAGUGACAUGGGUACCGAGUUGAGCCUGCCCGACUUCCAGCUCCCAGGUUCUGUUGAGCAUAUGCUUCCGUCCUGGCAGCGGCAGGCUAUGCCUGACAUUGACGUUGAUGGCGGCGUGUGCCCCGAGCCCGUCCUUGAACCUGCGCCUGCGCAAUAUCACGAAGACGUUGAUGGUGCCAUGCUUGAUGCUCCGCGUGAGGAUCCGGAUGAUGUCGAUGUUGAUGGCCCGCGGCCUGCUAGUGACAAUGAAGUCCCACAGGAAGGGCACAUGGAUGUUGAGGCUGAGCAUGGUGAGCCAGCUAGGCCACGAGCUGAAGGAUCCGACACAGUGUUCUUCAUGCCGAAUGCGUUCCCCAUUGCCGGCUUGCAGCAUGUGGUCAACAACCUUUGCUCCGAUGUGCAUCAAAGCUUGAGUCGCUGGAAUGAUUUUUAUAGCAGUUUGAAGGCUAUCGAAGCCUUGCUCAGAGUCGAUGAAAGGCGACAGCGGUUCGUUUGGUGUUGCUUGCACGGGACAAACUUGGAGGGUCAAUCAGGUCGCUUCGCAACUUUCCGUGGCAGCUUGUACGAGAACCGUUGGCAUGAGGUGCUGGGGUUCCUGAGGCAACUGAAGCCUCUCCUUCCUAUCUUGGCCAAAGCAUGGGACGCACAAAAGUAUGUUCGUGGCGUUGACAUCAAUGGUGCUGCACGGCCAGUGCAAGCACAGGCUGAGCAGGCUCAGCAAUCUCGGCAAGGCUUGGUGUCACUGGAUCCAGACAAGAUUUCGGAAGCAGUCUGCAGUUCUUUCUUCCACGCGUAUGUCGGCAUGGCCUUGAAGCUCGAGGAGAUUCCAGAACAGCUCGCAAGCUCUGCCGAAUCGUGCAUGUGUCAUCGCCACUUGUUCAGGCAUUUGAGUGUCCAUAUGCAGAGGAAGUGCUUGCAGCAGCACUACGCCAACCAAAUGUUCGUAUGCCCCUUAGCCGGAAAGCUGGCGCCAGAAAUUGUCGGUGGUGAUCUGGAGACUGCGUUUGAGGAGAUCUGUUCUACUCAUGAAACUCAACUUCAAUUGUUGCCGUUGCCGAUGCUGCCACCCAUGUCUGCUGAUGAGUGGAGCAGCCUUUUCGAUGAUUUUCGCUCAGGCAAAACAAUGAUGCUCCUUCUCUUGAGGCUGAAGACAUCGUGCUUGCAGAAGCUGCCCUGGCUUUUCGUCGGUCUGGCGCAUGUCUGCCAGCAAACAUCUCGUGAGAUCGGUGCUCAGAUUUUGCGGCAGUGGGAACUGGACCCAAGACCCGAAGCACACCACAGGAUCACUGCCAAGUUGCUUUCCCCAGGGAGUUUUUUGGAUUCAUUGAAAGCAUGGGUUGAAGGGGCUAAUUUCGAUGGCCUUUGUGAAACGUUCCAGAAGCAGGUUUCGGCUUGGCGCUUCACCCCGAUUGUCGAAACGACAAUCGAGGAAAAACAUGCAAGAGGACCUGCACGCAUGCGUGUGGUCUUGACCAAGAUUAUCUACCACUGCGAUAUUCACAGCAUGUGUGAGUCUCAUGAAGAAUUUGUGAAAUCGAACGAGAAGCUCAAGCGGAAAGCAAACCAGGCCCAGGCUAAACUGCUCGAUCAGGCUUCGCAGCAGCGAGGCUUGACCCAUGAAGCUGUGCUGAUGAAUGCGAUGCAGCAACACAUGCUGCUGCACAACGAUCAACACGACGGAACUUGCCUCGCCGUGCAAAGUGUGGAAAGCGCUUUGAACGAACCUUUGACCAAAGCUGCUAGAUGUGUGCGUGAUGCUGACGAGGAUGCUGCGGAGAUUCGUCGGCCCGAUGUGGACGCAGAGGGUGAUAGCAAUGAUGUUGUGACUUUUCAGAUCGUCAUGAACAAUCCAGCUGACAAGAAGGUGAUUCGACCGACUGUGGGGGCUGGCGGCAGGCUGACUAAGGGUGCUGUUGUGAUUUCCCACACGAGCUUGUGUGGGGAGAAUGCUUUGUCCUCAGACACAGUAUUGAUAGGUGAGAACCCUGAGGCUACUCAAGAUGUAAGCGGCCAGUUUCUGCUUCGCGGCUUUGCUGGCAACUUGGACGAACUGCAAACGACCAUGCGCACGUGGGCUUCGGCCAGCCUUGCCUGGACCCUGCGCAACAGCAAUCUUUACGGCUUUCAGCGUGGCGAGCUUCAUAACCUUCUUCAUGGAAUGGUGACUGCGGGGGCUUUCGAGUCUUCUGAAGACAGUCUUGGCUUUUCAGCAGUGCAGACGCAGAUGCCAGUUUUGCAGGUCUUGGCGCAGCACGGCGUCGUCACAUCCACUGGGCGGGAAGAUAUUCGCUGGCAUCUCACGGACAAAGCUACGAAGCAGUUGACAACAUGCUCGAAAUUGGAGAAUCCUUCGCGUGUUUUCCGAGUUCGAGAGCAUCUGCCCUUGCAAGAAAGGAGUACUUAUGAGUUGAUGAUGGCUAUGCAAGAAGCCGGCUGGGAAUGGCGUCGAUGGGUGCCACCGUCAAAGCGGACACGUCGCAUGGCGAUUGCAGGUGAUACUUUUGAUGACUACAGCAGGGGGGGGCGAAAGCUUUGGUGUUCCAACGAGAGCCCCAAUCGCACAUGGCAGGAAGAAGCCUGCUACAAGAACAUCCUGCGAGGGGAUCUGGAAGACGAGCUGGCACGAUUUCGAGCACUUCCAGCUGAGAUUGAUGAAGCGUUGCCAGACGAUGCUGCAGGUCAUGCACCGCCGCCAAGGCUGGAAGAUGCAGACGAACCUGGAGCUGCUGAUGAUCCAGCGGCAGACGACCAUGCGGAUUCAGACGACUUGGAAGCCAUGCUGGGGGAGCUGAUCGAGGAACAUGAGCAGAAUGCUGUGGAUGACGAUUCUGUUCAUGAUGACGGAGCCGAUCAGCUUGAAGUCCCGGAAGCCGUAGAGGAGCCGGCUGCUGCUCCCGAUGGAGCAGUGCCGGCAGCAGCAGCGGCAGCAGCACCUGCUGCUGCGAAUCCUGUAGCAGCUGUGGCGCCCGCUGCGGCUGGACCCAGGCUAGAUGGCGGCUUCUUUGGAAUGUUCAGAAUAUCUACGAAGGCACCCGGUACUGUCGCUGGCGGCCACUACGGCGGAUAUCAAGCGACCUGCUUGUACCAUGCCAAAAACUCCAGAACCGGUUGCAAACGUUACCUCUCUGUGCCAGGCCCCAGCCAAGCAGACAGAGACCUCACAUACCGCCGCCUUUGCUGGUGGUUGUGCAUGUCUGCAGACUACAAUCGUCAAUGUCAUCACUUGGUGGUGCCGUUGCCUGCCGACAGGUGUCCAAGCAUGGCUGUGUUGCAAGCACAGCGUGCUCCCAAGAGUGCAUCCAAGAGUAAAGCGAAGCCCAAGGCAGCGGCACGAAGCGCCCCUGCGGUCCCUGCGUGUGACGAGGAUGAAGCAGGGGACGAUGAUGAUAUGCUUUCUUCUGAUUCUGAUUCCUCCCACGAUCGUGAUGGUGAUUCAUCCCACAGCAGCAGAAGCUCUAGCUCCUCCAGCAGCAGUUCAGACUCAGACUCUGGAUCAGAUGCUUCCUAG